AUGUCGCGCCAGAGAGCCGAAUCCCUGCUCAAGCAGGGCGACAAGGAGGGCUGCUUUGUGAUUCAUGUCCAGGUGUUCAAGAGACUCAAUGGCUAUAAGCCGUUUCUCUUCAACUUCACCGUUGACGCCUGUCAGUUCCUUAAGGGCAAAAGGAAUAAGGUAACGCAAUUCUUCUAUAAUCUAAUCGCUCCCCCCUAUUCGAACAUAAGCCAUCCUUGUCCAUACAAUCACGAUGUCUUCAUAGAGCUACCCAUAACCUAUGUAAAUCAUUUGUUGGACACUGUGCUUCCGGUUCCUGAGGGAAAUUACCUUAUACACAGCGUUUAUUACACCCAUGGCAUGAAGCUAUUGGAACUCAAAUCUUAUAUGAAUAUAUAUUAA
This is a messenger RNA of Drosophila kikkawai, 381 nucleotides long. RefSeq lists its product as uncharacterized. Lineage: Eukaryota; Metazoa; Arthropoda; Insecta; Diptera; Drosophilidae. The record is from RefSeq and is a predicted model, not a curated record.